GCGUCAUUUUGGGACCAAAUUUGCUAUAUUCGGAAUACUUUUGAUUGUUUUUAGACGUUUUCAUUCAAAACGAUGAGCAUCCCGGUGGUAGAUUUUAGCGUGGCCAGCUUGAACGUCGAGGAUAUUUCCGAUGUUGAGCUCCAGGAACUUAGCAGAGAGUUAAAAGAGGCUUUUAUGGAAGUGGGAUUCGUUUUCUUGAAGAAUACUGGCAUCACGCAGGCGGAGGUCGAUCGUGUCAUGGAUACUUCGAGAAAUUUCUUCCUGCAGCCAGACCGUCUCAAGAUGCCGUUCAGAAAGUUCUCCUCUCCAAUCAGUCCACAUCACGGCUGGUUAUCCAUGGAGAGUGAAAGGUUAAAUCGAGAAAGACCGGAAGAUCUAAAGGAGUCGUUUAACGUGACUUCGCUACAUCCUGACAUUAAAUGGCCCUCAUCUGAGGCGGCCCCGGGAUUCCAAGAGACCCAGAUAUCUUUUUUCCACCGCUGCAAAGAGCUGAGCCUGCGUGUUAUGAGGGUGAUGGCCCACAGUCUGGAUUUGGAUCCCGAUAUCUUCCUGAACGCACACCGCCUGAUUGGAACCGAGGGGAACUGUACAACGCUACGUUCGCUGUACUACCCGCCGGUGAACAGCGAGCAAGCCAAGGAGGGUCAGCUGCGAUGCGGAGAGCAUUCCGACUACGGUACCAUUACUUUGGUGUUCCAGAACGCAGAGGGUCUCCAAGUGCGCCGUCGCUCCGGUGAGUUCGUCAGCGCUCCAUGCGUGCCCGGCGCCGUUCUCGUCAAUAUCGCAGACCUGAUGCAGCGUUGGACCAGCGAUAAUUUUGUGUCCGUGCUCCACAGAGUUUUGCUUCCCCCGGCCGGCGACUGCAGCAGCACUCGCCAGUCUGUGGCUUUCUUCGUCCAGCCUGACGAUGAGGCCGUGGUCACGUGCAUCGACGGAUCUGACAAGUACCCCCCGGUGCGUUCGGGCGCCUAUCUCAUGGAGCGCUUAAACUACUCCUACGGGCGAGCGUGAAAGGCAUCGAUAUAGAAGCUUCACUCAUUUUGCUGCCACAAAACAAUACGAUGAAAAGUCAGUUGAAUUUGGCGCCUGGGUUGAACAUUCCUCGCUACCGUGUACACAAUUUUUUAAGCCACACCCCUUGCAUGCACUGUUUGGGUUUUGAACUCUUGCAAUGAAUUCCACAAACACACGUGAAGACUGCACAUUU
Molecule: messenger RNA, 1207 nt
Organism: Syngnathus typhle (broad-nosed pipefish)
Lineage: Eukaryota; Metazoa; Chordata; Actinopteri; Syngnathiformes; Syngnathidae
Exons: 7
Coding region: 73-1011 (312 amino acids)
Molecular function (GO): dioxygenase activity
Source: RefSeq, a predicted model, not a curated record